UGGUAGUGUGGGCUGGUCGCAAGUCCCCAUGUGGUCCCGACAUCAUUGACAUGGCGGAAUCCCCCUCCGAGCUCUCCUGGUAGCCCCCGCCGGGCUCUCGCCGCACUGCCUGCCGAGGACGGGCUCGCCGCGCCCGGGCCGCUCACCCCGCCCCCGUUUCAGCCCCUGCGGAGGAACCCCGUUGAGGAAAAUUCUCCAUGAAUGUACGUCACAAUGAUGAUGACCGACCAAAUCCCGCUGGAGCUGCCACCGUUGCUGAAUGGGGAGGUAGCCAUGAUGCCUCACAUAGUGAAUGGAGACGGAUCACAGCAGGUCAUUUUGGUUCAAGUUAAUCCAGGUGAAACCUUUACAAUAAGGGCUGAGGAUGGAACACUUCAGUGCAUUCAAGGACCGGCGGAGGUUCCCAUGAUGUCACCCAAUGGAUCCAUUCCCCCUAUACAUGUGCCUCCAGGUUAUAUCUCACAGGUGAUAGAAGACAACACGGGCGUUCGCAGGGUGGUGGUUACACCCCAGUCUCCAGAGUGUUAUCCUCCCAGCUAUCCCUCUGCCAUCUCGCCAACCCACCAUUUACCUCCCUAUCUGACACACCACCCCCAUUUCAUUCACAAUUCUCAUACGGCUUUCUACCCUCCUGUCACCGGCCCUGGAGACAUGCCACCCCAAUUUUUCCCACAGCAUCAUCUUCCCCCUACAAUAUAUGGAGAACAAGAAAUUAUACCACUAUAUGGAAUGUCCAGCUACAUUACCAGGGAAGAUCAGUACAGCAAACCACAGCACAAAAAACUCAAAGACAGACAGAUUGAUCGCCAGAACCGCCUUAACAGCCCUCCUUCAUCCAUUUAUAAAAGCCACCUAGGCAACUGCACAAGUGUGUACAAUGGUUAUACGAAGAGUCACAAUGGAGCAAGCAGUGGAGGCGGAGGUGCGGGGGGAGCACCAGGAGUAAAAAAACUAGAGCGCAGAGCAAGAAGCAGCCCAAAGUCUAACGAGCAAGACCCACAUGAAUAUGACUCAGAAACCAAAAGAGUUCAAGACAUUCUUUCUGGAAUAGAGAAACCACAGGUUUCAAAUAUUCAAGCAAGAACAGUUUUACUAACAUGGUGUCCUCCAACUGGCCUUUUAAGUGCGGAUAGACACAAUAAUGGCUUGCCUUACACUUGUACUUACGAGGUUGCCUUAUCAGACAAAGGGAGGGAUGGGAAGUACAAGAUAAUUUACAGUGGAGAAGAAUUAGAAUAUAACCUGAAAGACCUUAGGCCAGCAACAGAUUAUCAUGUCAGGGUCUAUGCAGUGUACAAUUCAGUAAAGGGAUCCUGUUCAGAGCCAAUUAGCUUCACCACUCACAGCUGUGCUCCAGAAUGUCCUUUUCCACCCAAAUCCUCACACAGGACCAAAAGUUCACUAACCUUACAGUGGAAGGCACCCAUUGACAACGGUUCAAAAAUCACCAGCUACCUGUUAGAAUGGGAUGAAGGAAAAAGAAACAAUGGUUUCAGAGAAUGUUACUUCGGGAGCCAAAAGCAUUGCAAAUUGACUAAGCUUUGUCCAGCUGUGGGCUACACCUUCAGAUUAGCAGCUCAGAAUGACAUAGGCACUAGUGGGUACAGCCAGGAAGUGGUGUGCUACACAUCAGGUAAUAUUCCUCAGACCCCUUCUGCACCAAGAUUGGUUCGAGCAGGUGUCACGUGGAUCACAUUGCAGUGGAAUAAGGCAGAAGGAUGUACACCAGAAGAAGUGAUUUCUUACACCCUGGAAAUUCAGGAGGAAGAUAAUGAUAGCGUGUUUCACCCAAAGUACACUGGAGAAGAGCUAACCUGUACUGUGAAAAAUCUCAGAAGAAGCACACAAUACAAAUUUAGGCUGAUUGCUUCUAAUGUGGAAGGAAAGAGUUGUCCAAGUGAAAUUUUGGUCUGCACAACAAGCCCAGACAGGCCGGGACCUCCUACCAGACCUGUUAUUAAAGGGUCAAUAACAUCUCAUGGCUUCAGCGUUAAAUGGGAUCCUCCACAAGAUAAUGGCGGUUCAGAAAUCCUAAAAUACCUAUUGGAGAUUUCUGAAGGAAAUUCUGAAGCAAAUCAGUGGGAAGUGGCAUAUAGUGGAUCUGCUACAGAAUAUACCUGUACUCACUUGAAACCAGGCACUUUGUAUAAACUCCGAGCAUGCUGUAUCAGCACUGGUGGACACAGCCAGUGUUCUGAAAGUUUACCCGUCCGUACGCUUAGUGUUGCACCGGGUCACUGUCGGCCACCAAGAAUGUUGGGAAAACCAAAACACAAAGAAGUUCAGCUACAGUGGGAUGUUCCUAUGUCAGAAAGUGGUUGUCAAGUCUCAGAGUACAGUGUGGAAAUGACAGAACCAGAAGAGGUUAUUUCUGAGGUGUAUCAUGGCCCUGAUCUAGAGUGCACGGUCAGCAACCUUCUUCCUGGAACAACAUAUCGGUUCAGAGUGAGAGCUUUGAAUGACGGAGGGUAUGGGCCAUAUUCUGAAGCUACGGAAGUCACCACGGCAGCAGGACCACCCGGCCAGUGCCAAGCACCUUUCCUUUCAUUUGUGUCUGACACAUGUGUACUUGUAAGCUGGGAGAGUCCUGAAUGCUCUGGUGCUGACAUCUCUGAAUACAGAUUAGAGUGGGGAGAAGAUGAGGAAUCUCUGGAACUCAUGUAUAAUGGCACAGAUACCUGUUUUGAAAUCAGUGAAUUGUCAGCAGCAGCACAUUAUUGCUGUAGAUUACAGGCUCUAAACCAGGCAGGAGCUGGACCCUACAGCGAUCUAGUAACCUGCAGGACUCCAGCAUCAGUACCUGAUGCAGUCUGUACCCUCUCUGUAUUGGAGGAUGAGCAUAUGGAUGCCUAUCAAAUAUCACCCUCUGUGUGCCUUGUUUUAAACUGGGAAGAACCGUGCAAUAAUGGGUCUGAGAUUACUUCUUACAACAUCGACCUUGGUGACAUUAGCAUUCCAGUUAGUAACAUUACAAGUUAUGUUAUUGAUGAUCUGCUUCCAGAAACCUCAUACCGGAUCAGGAUCCAGGCUGUCAAUGAAAUUGGAGCUGGACCAUUUAGCCACUUCAUUACGGCAAAAACCAGGCCCUUACCACCCUUACCUCCUCGGUUAGAGUGUGCUGCAGCAGGCCCUCAGAGCCUAAAGUUGAAAUGGGGAGACAGCAGCUCCAAACUGCAUGCUAUCGAUGACAUGGUAUACAUCUUGCAGCUAGAGGACAAAAACAAAAGGUUUAUUCCAAUUUACAGGGGACCAAGUCACACCUACAAGGUACAAAGGCUGACAGAAUCUACUUGCUACACAUUUAGAAUACAGGCAGUAAAUGAUGCUGGGGAAGGGCCGUUCUCAGAAAUAUGUACCUUCUGCACAACCAAAUCUGUUCCACCUGCCAUCAAAGCUCCUCGAGUGACACAGUUGGAUGGAAAUGCCUGUGAAAUCACAUGGGAAAUGGUCCCACCCAUGAAAGGAGACCCUAUCAGUUAUGUGGUGCAGGUAGUGGUUGGAAGAGAAUCUGAAUAUAAACAGGUAUACAAGGGAGAUGAGACAACAUUCCAAAUCUCAGGCCUUCAGACCAACACAGACUACCGAUUCCGUGUCUGCGUAUGUCGCCGAUGCUUGGAUACCUCACAGGAACUUAGUGGACCUUUCAGCCCGUCUGUUGCCUUUAUGCUCCAACGAAGGGAGAUCAUGCUUACAGGGGAAUUGGGACGCAUAGAUGAUCCUAAGAUAAAGAGCAUGAUGCCUACUGAUGAACAGUUUGCAGCCCUCAUUGUUAUUGGCUUUGCAACUUUGUCAAUUUUAUUUGCCUUUAUACUACAAUACUUCUUUAUGAAGUAGAGAAUCCAGUGAAAGUUUGAGGUAUAAAUUUAACUAAUGCUACGCAUUAUAAUCCACACAUUUAUUCAGAUAUUUCUUGAAAUCUUUUUGUUCUACCAUACAUUUUAUAUACUUCUCUUAUUAUUACAGUUCUAGCUAGGAAAAAGAUAAAUCCGUGUUUUGGUGCACCUUUUUGAAAUUCAAAACUAGGAAGAGGUCAAACUGGAGAAAUAAGCAACCCAGAUACCAAAAGCAAGAUUUUUUUCCUUCAAAGUUUCGGAAUUGCAAUCAAUUUGCCUUUAUGGA
This is a messenger RNA of Mauremys reevesii (Reeves's turtle), 4119 nucleotides long. RefSeq names its product fibronectin type III domain containing 3B (gene FNDC3B). The record is from RefSeq and is a predicted model, not a curated record. The coding region runs from base 202 to 3834 and encodes 1210 amino acids. NCBI's taxonomy places the organism in Eukaryota, Metazoa, Chordata, Testudines, Geoemydidae. Gene Ontology annotation, molecular function: protein binding. The transcript is spliced from 26 exons.